GUCGGUUUCUCUAUGUUAUUGUGCUGCUGUCAGUGCACGAGCUGUGGGAGUUGCCAUAUCACCCAACGGUAAUAACCAGGAAAGCGAGUGAUUCAGGUUUUUUUUUCUCCUCAGACACGUGAUUACGUAAUGUGCGUACGGGAUAAUUUGUUCCACCGGUUGCAAAAAGGCAUCUGAGAAACGCCUAGUCGGUUUGGUUUGGUGCGAAGACAAGACAAGACAACACACUCACAGCAAAAACUUGGCACUUGCUUGUUUGAAGAAGGCGUCGAGCUGACACCGAGGCAAAGUUUGGAAGGUGGAGAAGGGCUAUAAGCAGAGCCAUGGCCGCAGUGCAUCACCCAGGAUACCCAUCUAGAUACUCACUCCACUGGGAUGAAACAGAGUGCCUAGACUGCUAUGGAAUGUUGUCCCUCCAUGAGGUCUUUGAAAUAGUUGGUUCUCAGCUGACAGAAAGCGACAUUGAGGUGUUGUCAUUCCUUCUGAAUGAAACUUGUUCUGCACCACACCCGCUUGAUCCGACAGGCUGGACAGUUGAGGCCGAUGCUGGCGUUCCAGAUGACUCGGGCGUCUCCCCGAGUCCUGAGCUGUUAAAGGCCUGGAGGCGGUUAAAGCCUCAGAGCUCCCAGGCUCCCUUAGUUGCCUCUUGUAAGCCCACCAGUGGCCCUGAGCUGUUUUUGGAGCUAGAGAAGCAAGGAUAUCUCAGUGAUGGCAACCUAGAGCCACUGCUGCAACUACUGAGAGUCCUUACUCGUCAUGACCUGCUGCCUUUAGUGUCACACAAGAAAAGACGGACAGUGUCUCCAGAGAGAAGUGGACGGUGUUAUGGUAUGGAAAACAUAGAGUUGGAGCAAACAUCUGGAAUGCAGUAUAGCUGCAGGCAGACAGAGAUGCCCUUUUCAUCUUUAAGACAGCAGGUUAGAACUGGUAUUUACCCUUCUGUACCUGGGCCAACUGUUAGGAGGAGGAGGAAGAAGAGGGGAAACGGCUGGAGCCGUAAGCCCAAGAAAACAAACAGACACAGCCCGCAGCUAUCUCCACCACAACCGCCACGUAAUGCUUCCUGCAAUGUCCGCCUGCGCGUCAGGGCUGAAUACCUGGAACACGAGUCGGCACUCCGUGAUGGUGUCUCCUCGGACAAGCAGCAGCCCCUGGAGCGACAGUUUGAGUUGUUCAGCCAAGCCAACACGCUGCUUCGUUCCAGAGACCUAGGUUCCAUCGUCUGCGACAUCAAGUUCACUGAGCUGGAGAACCUUGACGCCUUCUGGAGUGACUACCUGAGUGGAGCGCUUCUGGAGGCCCUGAAGGGAGUCUUCAUCACUGAUUCCUUGAGGAUGGCAGCAGGCUCGGAGGGCGUCCGCUUGCUGAUCAGUGUGGACCAGGAUGACUACGAGGAGGGCCGAAUGCUGCUUAAAGCAAAUUCUGGCAGUAGUGGGAGACUGCUGUCAUCUAGUAAUGGUGGGCGCACAGGGACUCACUGGGCUAUAUAGGCUCAUAAGACUCUUUGGACCAAAUUACAUUAACCUUGAAGCUUGGAAUAGCACAGAUUGUUGGAAGUUGUGGUCACAGGCAUAUUUCAAAGCAUUUUUAAGGCUUACUUUUGGUGUUGGAAUACUUAUAGUAGCCACUAGAUGGCAGCACGUACCAUCUGUUGUUUGUUUUCAUGAGAGGCCUUACAUUUUCAGAAUAGUCAGCUUUUAGUUAAAACAUUACCAUCAUUUGUGAAAGAAAGAUGUAUAAUAAUGGAUCAUUGUGCUUUCCUUCUGGAUUUAUGCACAGGUGCUACUUUGUAAGAUACCAGGAUGAAUCAAGAUUUUUCUUCUUAGUCUCAGUGAGGAAAGGAGCAAGCAAGCCUGUGCCACAAGAUCAUGUGGUAAGCCCCUCAUAACAUUAUCAAUAAAUAAUAGUAAUAAUAAAUAAGGUCAGUGUUGAGACUAAAUAAAUUGGCCACUGUCAAACUAAGCAUGUAUUCACCAGUCUGCCCAAUUGUAUACAUUGACAGUCGGCAUUCAGAUUCCAACAUGGCUUUCGAUUUCCUCAAAUACGAACAGAUUAUACACAACAAAUUGUGCUUUACUGCCAAACAGAUGUUUGACUUGAAGAUAACUAAUGGUGCCAAGGGGUUCAUCCUUAUUACAACUAAUUUAAAGGACAUGGAAAAGUUUCUGAUCUUUAGAAAUAUAUUAGAGAAUUGAGCACAGAUGAAAAAGUGGGCCGCUCUCAGCUCAGAUUGACCUUUGUGUGUAAGUUUGGAGAGCCUAGUCCACAUAUACACACAGAUAACAAACACUGGGAUUCUCAGCCCGGUGUACAACGAUAACUCGACUUGUGAUUGCCGUGGUCAGUGGAUACGGCAGUUGCCAGUAGAUGACAGCAGUGAUUAGGGCCAGGCCUCAGCAGACCAUGGAAGAUUCAUCAUCCCAAGCUUGUCAACAGCAACCCGGAUAAUGCAACGGUGGCUUGUGUCCGGGCUUCCAGCUAGGCCGCGGCAAGUGCCUCUCUCAGCAAGUAAAGCACAGGACAGUGCGUCGGUCAAUAGAAGUGAUGUUGGGGAGAUCAAAAUCAAAAGUGCACAUCCCAGCUCCACUCAGCCCUGCUAUGUAGGCCCAGUAGAGUGGCUCACGGACAGCUGUCUACUCACCCUGCUGGAACUAAUGCCUGGACUUCACUCAUAGAAGACGAUCAAUAAGGGCCCUCCUCUAAGUCCCUUCAUACAGGCACGACUUAAGCAGGCAGACUUGCUACUGUCUGAAGUGCAGGGCUCUGCAGGGCCAGGCAGAAGGAGAGACAAUGGACAUGUUUUUGUGUACUUUUGUGUGUCUUUGAUGAGUGAUUAAUUUAAUGCAUGAUUGUAUCAUGCAUAGGGGAAAGAAAAAUCAUUCUGGGGAACUUUUUUGUUAAAACAAAAUUUGCUUUUGUUAUGGCAGUUGUUUUUGUGAAAAUCUUUAUAUAUUAGACAUUAUUUCUGGUGAAUAAAAAAGUUGUGAGAACGAAAAGGU
Molecule: messenger RNA, 2999 nt
Organism: Acanthopagrus latus (yellowfin seabream)
Lineage: Eukaryota; Metazoa; Chordata; Actinopteri; Spariformes; Sparidae
Gene: dedd2
Product: death effector domain-containing 1
Exons: 6
Coding region: 324-1490 (388 amino acids)
Biological process (GO): extrinsic apoptotic signaling pathway via death domain receptors; apoptotic process; regulation of apoptotic process
Cellular component (GO): nucleolus
Molecular function (GO): protein binding; DNA binding
Source: RefSeq, a predicted model, not a curated record